This is a messenger RNA of Notolabrus celidotus (New Zealand spotty), 2215 nucleotides long. RefSeq names its product 5'-nucleotidase, cytosolic IAa (gene nt5c1aa). NCBI's taxonomy places the organism in Eukaryota, Metazoa, Chordata, Actinopteri, Labriformes, Labridae. The record is from RefSeq and is a predicted model, not a curated record. Gene Ontology annotation, molecular function: 5'-nucleotidase activity; magnesium ion binding; nucleotide binding. The transcript is spliced from 7 exons. The coding region runs from base 494 to 1657 and encodes 387 amino acids. Gene Ontology annotation, cellular component: cytosol; cytoplasm. Gene Ontology annotation, biological process: nucleotide metabolic process; adenosine metabolic process.
UGAGUGUGGAAAAGGGAGAGUCACAGGGAGAGCAGCAGAUGGACCACUGCUCAGCCUGCAACACACUUACAAAGGACAGACUGUAUAUGUGUCAGUGUGUGUGUCUGUGUAUUUGUGUAUGCAUGCACAACAGAAGCUGUGUGUAGGAGAAUGGUUGUGAGUUAGGGAGCGUCUUGUCCUCUAAAAUUGGAUGCAGGGAGCAAUAAUCCUCUUGAGAUAAAAAGGAUACAGACAAGUGAACAGGAGACGGAAGAGGGAGCACUUUUGCUCUUCACACUUGGCCUGCUUUCACCAGCAGGUGCAAGCCCAGCAAUCUACUGUAGUAGCCUGUUAUCAAUGCACUUGUUAGGAGUAGCUCGAUAAAUGCUACCGGGGCAGCAGGACGUUUUCUUUCGUUUGAUUUUAAUGAAGACAAGAACUGCAUCUUUUCAAGGGUAGAAAAGUGAGCCGGGGUUCAUAGGGACUUUUGGAAGCACAGAGAGAGGGAUUCUCUAUGGUGAAGAUGAGUCUGGACCCUGUGCAGGUGUUGAGUGGACAGGCCAAGGAACUCAAAGUUGCCCCUUCAUCCAAUGGGGACAGCAGAGGAUCAUGGGAAGAGAAAGAAGAGUUCGAUCAGGACAACUUGGGCCUCACGACCAAGCCAAAACCAGUGACAGGAAGACGAUCCCGGAAGGUGGAAGGGGGCGUGUUCUUCCCAAAACCAGAGAACGCAGUGACUAUCGCUGUCUCCACUCGAGUCUUGUUCCGGACCGACCGGGAGCAGAAGGUGUUUGAGCAGAAAGGAGUGGAGGAGUAUCUGAGAUACCAGAUCGAACAUGAGAACGAACCUUUCGCCCCUGGGCCUGCGUUCCCCUUCGUAAAGGCUCUGGAGGCCGUAAACACUCGUCUGCGGGAGCUGUACCCACAAAGUGAAGAACUGUUUGACAUCGUUUUGGUGACCUACAACCACGCACACGUAGGGAUCCGACUCAUCAACACCAUCAACCAUCACAACUUGUUCAUCGAGAGGUUUUGUAUGACCGGGGGCAGCAGUCCCAUCGGCUACCUGAAGGCCUGGCAUACCAACCUCUACCUGUCUGCUGACUCGGACAAAGUCAGGGAGGCGCUCGCUGAAGGCAUUGCAGCAGCCACAAUGUUUUCGCCUGAGAAGCAGACGGAGGUAUCCGAGUCUCAGCUCAGGGUAGCAUUUGAUGGUGAUGCUGUCCUCUUCUCUGAUGAAUCUGAGCGAAUCUUCAAGGCCCACGGGCUGGACAAGUUCUUUGAACACGAGCGGGACAAUGAAGACACACUCCUCGAUCAUGGUCCGCUGAAGGGCUUCCUGGAGGCUCUGGGGAAGCUGCAGAAUAAGUUUUACGCUAAAGGCCAGCGCCUGGACUGUCCCAUCCGGACAUACCUGGUCACAGCUCGCAGCGCAGCCAGCUCUGGGAUCCGGGCGCUGAAGACACUCAGAGCCUGGGGCCUGGAGAUCGAUGAGGCCUUGUUUCUCGCAGGGGCACCAAAGGGCCCCAUGCUGGAGAAGAUCAGGCCGCACAUCUACUUCGAUGAUCAGAUGUUUCAUGUGGAGGGAGCGGCUGAGAUGGGAACCAUUGCUGCUCAUGUGCCGUAUGGCAUCGCACAAAAACAUAAUGCUAAGAAAAACACCAGUGUUGACAAGUAGACAGCAAGACUACAGAUGCUGCUGGGGCAGUCUGAGCAGGAGGACUGAACCAGGAGGACUGAACCAGGAGGAGAAACAUUUUAGAGAAGAGUGAAGUUGAGAGGUUUCAGAAGCUGAAUUGUACGUGGAAAUGCAUCAUUUUCACUCCAGAGCUGUUUUGUAAGUUUGUUUAUCCCGAUGUAAACGUCUCAGCUCAUGCUGACAUACAAGGGGUCAGUCAAGUAGAGGUCCGGAACCUGAGAUGACCUGGAUGCAAAAUACCCCCUGCUUCACAUUUCAUAAUGUAAUCCAUAACAAAGGCUUUAGUUGAAUAUGACUUUAUAUGAUAAUUAACAGGGGGCUUCAUGGAUGUGAUGAUCUGUCAUUACUGCCUGUCCUCAUGAAGACUCCUCUUUGGUGGAUGUGACUGAAUGAAACUGUAAAGAGAUGUCACUGUAUGUUGUUGAUGAGGGAGCCACUCACAGAAUGUAGGGAUGUUAACGUGCAGCUUGCAGGUAAGAGACCUCCGUGAAUCAAUGUGGAGAAAAAUCAUUAAAGGUUUUUAUUUCAUGAAAUUCA